Molecule: messenger RNA, 582 nt
Organism: Penaeus vannamei (Pacific white shrimp)
Lineage: Eukaryota; Metazoa; Arthropoda; Malacostraca; Decapoda; Penaeidae
Source: RefSeq, a predicted model, not a curated record
AUGAGCGUCAAGUGUGGGACGCGCGCCGCCUUCAGCUUCCCAGACUCAGACAAGGCGAAAACCGACGCCUCAACACCUCAUCACCUCAACGACAGCGGAAUCACCCAGGCUGCCCCCGGAGGCGAGCGGCACCACGUAAUCAGCGGGGAAAGCCCCCGGAUCCCUUCCUUGGAUUAUUUCCCUAUUGGGGCACAUCCCCCGGCUCCCCCUCUCUGGGGUAUUUCCUUAUCGGGAGCAAGCCGCAGACCCCCUUCCCUGGGGUAUUUCCCUAUCGGAGGCAAGCCCCUAGACCCCUUCCUUGGGCUAUUUCCCUACCGCGGCCAAGCCCCCCGGCCUCCCUUCCCUGGGGUAUUUCCUUACCGGGAGCAAGCUGGUGGAGCCAAGCCCCCGACUCCCUUCCCUGGGGGUAUUUCCCUACCGAGGGUGAGCCCCCGUACCCCAUUUCCUAGGGGUAUUUCGCCGUACUUCUCAAAAAGCUCACAGUAUUGUUUACAUUUGCGACGGUUCGAGGUAACGAGGUAUAGGUAUGGCAUCAGGGUCGCCUAUCAGGACAGUGCCAUGUACGAGUGUGAUUCAAAGUGA